AUGGGGACCGAACACAAGAUUCUUCAUACUUGUGCUUCAGUUAGGAGGAAACGAAAUGCUCUGAAUGCUUUAAUUGUUGAUGGGAAUACUACUCACGAUCCAAUUGUUAUUAAAGCCAAGGUCAAAGAUCAUUUUUUCAAAAUUUAUAAUGAUCGGUCUACUUUAGAAGUUGAAGAUAUUGGUUUGGUCUUCCCCAGAAUUUCUUUUGAACAGAAUAUGCUUUUAGAGAAGGAGUUUUCCGAGGAGGAGACUCAAAUUAUGAAUGUGAAGAGGGUGCUUAGAGUAUUCGAGGUUUAUGUCAGGCUGCAACUAAACCUGAAGAAAAGCAGACUCUUCGGGAUUAAUAUAUCCCAACAGGAGGUUAAAACUUGGGCAGAUUCUAUCGGUUGUUUGGUGGGAAACUUUCCAUCUAAUUAUCUAGGCCUCCCUCUAGGUGCAACUAGGAAUUCCUCUGUUAUCUGGGAACCAGUGGUACAGAAUUUUCACUCUAAAUUAGCAGGUUGGAAGGCUGCUACUCUUUCUUUAGCAGGGAGACUGAUUCCAGCUUCUAUCCUCAAGACUCUCAAUUCUAUUAUGUCUAAUUUCUUAUGGGGAGGGGGCAAUGGUAUUAAGAAGAUACUGGGUUAA
This is a messenger RNA of Hibiscus syriacus, 627 nucleotides long. RefSeq lists its product as uncharacterized. The transcript is spliced from 3 exons. Lineage: Eukaryota; Viridiplantae; Streptophyta; Magnoliopsida; Malvales; Malvaceae. The record is from RefSeq and is a predicted model, not a curated record. The coding region runs from base 1 to 627 and encodes 208 amino acids.